AUGCGCCUUUCUCCAUUAUUUGUAUCUUGUGCACCUCAAAAGCCGCAGAUUGGUGCUGGAGCACAGUCGAGUCAAAGCAGUCAAGUUGAGACUGUAUCUUUGGGAAAUGAGGAGUUAAAUGAGUCGGGUUCUACCAGUUCAGGUGCUACUGAUUUUAAUAAUAUCAGCAAUGGCGUGGAGAAAGGUGCUUCCAAAUGGCAGUUAAAAAGAAAGAGGAACUCUAGACACACAAGUAAAAGCAAAAAACAAGUUUUAAGAAAAGAUAUGGAUGUGGAUGAGGAAUCUGACUUGACCGGUAUGGAGCCACGGGAUGUCUUCUCUCUUGGUUCCGGUCGGAAAGAUGAUUGCAAUCCCAUUGGGGGAUCCGUCAGUUCAGACAGCUGCACCUACCGACCACACUCCAGACCAGUUCCUGGGACCCAAAUAGAUGAGUUUCAAGGUUGGGGCACACAAUUUUCUCAUAAGGAAGCCCGUAUGAGGGUGCCUACAGCUGAAGUGCUAACUCCCCAAAGGUCACUGCCAUACCGUCAGUCGCGCUUUACAGUCAACCCAAGAUAUGAAAUAUCAGAUUUUCCUCUCAGAAAUUGCAAUGCUGAUUCGCCCUUGUAUGAUGUUAAUCUGGAGGUGAAAGCCAGCUAUCGUCCUCAGCAUGUUCCUUAUAUUUCUCUCAUGAGCAAAUUGAAUGGUCAACCCAUUACAGGCCACCCUCUUACAAUUGAGGUUUUGGAAGAUGGCUAUUGUGAUCUUAUGUUGAGUGUUUCUGAAUGCUAUAGUAGCAUCUCUGAGUUAGAUGACGGUGUGGGUGAAAAUACAUUGGCUUUGCAAGGUGUUGAUAUGGCUAAUGUAAGGAGGCCAAAUUCAGAUGGAAGAAUUCCUACUAAGCAUAUUGCAUUGCAGUCACACGUUUCACCGAGAAAAUCACCCAAGUCAAGGAAAAAUGGGUUCUUGUCUAAAAAGAUCCGGAAAUUGUCUUCAUUAACUGGUUCUCACAAGCUAUGUGUAGGAGAGAAGAAGCCAGUGGUAGAGAAGCUCAAGGGUCCUGCUGUAGCUUGUGUCCCCAUUAAAGUAGUUUUUAGCAGGAUAAAUGCCACACUGAGCAGCACGAUGCGGCCUGCCCACCGUGUGAUGACUCCAAGCAAGGUGUAAAAUUUGUUUCUUGGAUACAACAGUCGAGGUUGUGGGAUUUUUUUUUUUUUUU
This is a messenger RNA of Ilex paraguariensis (yerba mate), 1198 nucleotides long. The record is from the annotation of a GenBank genome assembly. NCBI's taxonomy places the organism in Eukaryota, Viridiplantae, Streptophyta, Magnoliopsida, Aquifoliales, Aquifoliaceae.